AUGAAAUCUGCAUUAAUACUCUCUUUAUUAUGCGUAUCAUUGGCAACUUGCCAGACAAAUGACCCAGGACAAUAAAAACUUAAGAAGAUGGAGGCUCUUGAGUAUGCUUCUGGAACUGGAAUCAUUGUUUUCAAUGCCAAAAACUAUGAUGAGCUAGUACUCUAAAAUCCCAGACCUUAUGAUGUUGUUGUUCUAUACACUGUUAGUGCUCAUUGCGAUCUUUGCGAUGAGGUUUUUGGAGAGUAUGAGACUGUAGUAUAUUCAUUCCAAAAGAAUAAGAACUUACAACAAAGACCUGUUUUCUUCGGAGCUCUUUACCACAGCAAGGACACUCAACAGUUCUUCCUUCAACAUGCAUUCAAAACAGUACCUCACUUGACUAUUUCCCUACAAAAACCUAAAAGACAGGAUGGUGAAGAGUUCUACAAGGAGGAAGAUAAGUGGAACGUUAGAGCUGAUGAGAUCUAUGACUCCAACAAGAUUCUUGAGUUUUUCAACAAGAGACUCUCUCUCAAUAUCCCACUCACAUUCCCACUCAGUACUGUUCUUUUGAAGAACGUGACAUUCUUCCUCAUCUUCGGUGCAGUUUUGACAAUAUUGAAAUACUUGAGAGUGAUCAUGCUCGAGCCAGUUGUCUGGUUUAUCAUUGCCAUGCUUACCUAUUUCAUUUGCACUGGUGGUAUAGUUUAUAGUAUCAUUCACAACGUUCCCUGGUUCAAGAUGGAGAGAGAUCAAUUUGGCAAUGUCGUCAUCGCUGAAUAUUUCAUGAAAGGUCAAAGAGGCCAAUGGGCUGGUGAGGGUUAUAUCUUCUCUGUUUUGGUUUGCCUUACUGGGUUCACUCUUAUUUUCCUAUCAAAAGUUGAAGAUAUCUUGAAGAAGAAUUCCCACAGAAGAAUCGCUGUUCUAACUUGCCUAGCUUUGAUCUACUUCUUAACUGAGAUGAUGCUCAUUUGCUACAAAUACAAGUCACCCUGGUACGGCCCAGGCUUCUCACCCCCAGGACACUAUCAAAGAGGGCCUCUUAUGGCAGAUCAAGGAAACAAUAUCUGA
This is a messenger RNA of Stylonychia lemnae, 1050 nucleotides long. Lineage: Eukaryota; Ciliophora; Spirotrichea; Sporadotrichida; Oxytrichidae. The record is from the annotation of a GenBank genome assembly.